AUGCGGUGGGGAGAUGCUCAGAAGACCCAGGUCUCAGAUGAAGAAGCUAAGGCAGGUGUUGUCUUGCCCCUCUCCCUGGUGGGACCUUUGUCCGGAUCUCUCACAGGUGCCAAGAAGUGGCUGGAGUGGAGAAAAGAAAUCGAGCUGCUCUCCGACCUAGCCUACUUCAGCCUCACCACACUGGCAGGCUACCAGACCCUGGGCGAGGAGUACGUGGGCCUAGUCCAGGUGGACCCGUCCCGGCGCCAGGUGCCCUCGUGGCUCCGCCGCAGCCUGCUGGUCACGCUGCACACAGUCCUGCCCUACGUGCUGGACAAGGCGCUGCUCCACCUGGAACAUGAGCUGCAAGCCGAUGGUAGCGGAGGCUCGGUGGCGCGAGGUCGCUCCGGCGUGAGGCUCUGGCUGCACCAGCGUGCCAGCCACCUGAACGAGCAGCAGCGGAGGACACUCCUGCAGGGGCUGCACGUCUGCUCACGUGGCCUCGCCUACCUACGGCGGCUGCAUGUCGCCUGCUUCUACAUCAGCGGGGUCUUCUACCACCUUGCCAAGAGGCUCACCCACGUCACUUACCUUCGCACACACCACCUGCCACCUGGAGAGGAGCUCAAGGCCCGCGCCUCCUACCAGCUGCUGGGGGCCGUCUCACUGCUGCACCUGGCGCUCUCCAUCGGGGUCCAGCUGUACAGCUUCAAGCAGAGGCAGCGGGCAAGGAAGGAGUGGAGGCUGCACCGGCACCUGUCCUACCGCAGGAGCCACGCAGAGGAGCGGGCUGGCCCCAGACAUGCCCUGUGCACACUGUGCCUGCAGGAGCGCCGGCACGCCACGGCCACACCCUGUGGGCACCUCUUCUGCUGGGAGUGCAUCACCGAGUGGAGCAACACCAAGACGGAGUGCCCCCUCUGCAGGGAGAAGUUCCUACCCCAGAAGCUGGUCUACCUGCGGCACUACCGCUAGUCCUGGGCUCUGCACAGCCAGCCAGAGGGAGAAGCACUCUGCACCAGCCGCCCUCACAGGCCCUCGAGCCCCGAGCCCCUGCGGCAGAGCCUGGUGCAGCAGACAGCCUCGGCUGCAGACUGGGACCCAGCAAGGCGCAGCAGCGGUCCACAUUUAAAGUUUCUUUUCAGGCUUUGCACUGGUUUGGAUAGUCUUAGGUUUCCUUUUCUUCCUCAAAAGUUCAUUAGCAGGAACUUAGCCAGAGCCGGAAUGUAGUCCCUUUGGAGGACAAGUGGGCUCCGGCUAGUGACUGUGCACACAGGAGCCAGUGCCUGCUCCAGACCAUGUGGGUGGGUGGGCAGGGCUCUGAGUGGGUCUCCAUCAGCAGCCAAGCCAAGCCUGCACCUGGCAAGACCUAACCUCGUGGUUCCUGUUUGGGCUAGCAUGGUCAG
Molecule: messenger RNA, 1385 nt
Organism: Echinops telfairi (small Madagascar hedgehog)
Lineage: Eukaryota; Metazoa; Chordata; Mammalia; Afrosoricida; Tenrecidae
Gene: PEX10
Product: peroxisomal biogenesis factor 10
Exons: 7
Coding region: 1-954 (317 amino acids)
Biological process (GO): protein import into peroxisome matrix
Cellular component (GO): peroxisomal membrane
Molecular function (GO): zinc ion binding
Source: RefSeq, a predicted model, not a curated record